Asparagus officinalis (garden asparagus) is the source of this 2997-nucleotide messenger RNA. Its product is annotated as probable LRR receptor-like serine/threonine-protein kinase At1g74360. The transcript has 3 exons. The record is from RefSeq and is a predicted model, not a curated record. Lineage: Eukaryota; Viridiplantae; Streptophyta; Magnoliopsida; Asparagales; Asparagaceae. Gene Ontology annotation, molecular function: protein binding. Bases 324 to 2864 code for a protein of 846 amino acids.
UUUGAACUCGAAUCUUGCGGUCUUUGGUCAUACGAAGGCUCCCGUGUGGGCGACUGCACGCCUUGGACUGGUUUCUAACUAAGACCAAAACAUACGAGCACACGGAAAUUGCCCAACUAAUCAGGCCCGAUAUCAGUAACCUCGCCACCUAAUUUUGGCCUUCUUCAAUCCCAGUUGCUAAACUGACACUUGCUGAACUUCUCAACAACCAGCAUCCAAUCUUUUUUUUUUAAAAAAAAGUGAAGAAAAUCAAAUUGGGUAUAAGUCCAUUCUCUCCUUCUCCUUCCCCUCCCUCUGUGUUCUCACAUGAUACUGCAAAGGGCAUGUCUCUUCUCCUGAUACUCUCCUUGCUCCUAUUCACAGGCGAAGCGGCCUUCGGAGCAUCGCAGGAGACCGAUAAGGAUAUCCUCAUUGAGCUCAAGCUCUUCCUUCAGAAGUCCAAUCCGGUUAACCAGGGUGAGUACGCGCUAUGGAACGAGACAACCACGAACCCCUGCGGGUGGCAGGGGAUCAGAUGCAACACGUCUGGUCGAGUCACCGGGGUCUACCUCAACGACUCAACCAUCACCGGAGAUAUCUUCUCUGGUUUCUUUCAGCUCACGGAGUUAACUCACCUCGACCUCUCUAAUAAUACGAUCGGGGGCGAAAUUCCUUUAGACUUGAACAAAUGCGUCAAUCUCCGAUACCUCAACGUCUCCCACAACCUCAUCUCUGGCGAGCUGAAGUUGACCGGUCUGACAAAGCUCGAGACUCUCGACCUUACUCAAAAUCGUUUCGUGGGACGGAUCGAGUCCAAUUUCCCCGCACUGUGCACAAGUCUGGUUACCCUCAACAUAUCGACGAACAACUUCAGCGGCGACAUCGGUGAUUGCUUCAACGGAUGUCCGAGACUGCAGUUCGUCGACCUCAGCUCGAAUCAAUUCAGUGGCGAGAUAUGGCCAGGGUUUGAGAGGCUACGAGAGUUCUCAGUCGCAGAGAACAAUCUCAGGGGUAGUAUAAGGAAGACGUUCUUCUCACCGAGUUGCAGUCUCCGAAUACUUGAUUUAUCGUCGAACGGCCUGCAAGGUCAAUUUCCAGAUACGAUAUCCAAAUGCUCAGAGCUUGUUUCUCUAAACCUAUGGGGAAAUUACUUCACCGGCAGAAUUCCGCCGGCCAUCGGAUUGCUCUCCAAUCUCACCAGUCUUUUCAUCGGCAACAACAGCCUCGACAGCGAGAUCCCUGACCAACUCCUCAACUGCUCGAAGCUCACGUUCCUUGAUCUCAGCCGGAACAACUUCACCGGAGACGUCCAACCAAUCUUCGGAAAGUUCAAAACCCUGAAGAUUCUACUGCUGCGCAUGAAUUCUUACACUGGCGGCAUCCGAUCUUCGGGGAUCCUCGACAUCCCUAACCUCGAGAUGCUCGAUCUCAGCUUCAACAACUUCUCCGGCGAGCUUCCUGUCGAAAUCUCCAGAAUGUCAAAGCUCAAGUUCUUGAUCUUAGCUCACAACAGUUUCGAAGGGAAAAUACCAGCGGAGUACGGCGCCAUGACGUCUCUCCAAGCCCUGGAUCUCUCGUUCAACGUUCUCUCAGGCGAAAUCCCUGCAAGCGUCGGAAACCUCGGCUCUCUGCUCUGGCUGAUGCUCGCAAACAACCGACUCGUCGGAGAAAUUCCCUCAACGAUCGGAAACUGCAAGAGCUUGCUGUGGCUGAACCUGGCCAACAACUCCCUCUCCGGCUCAAUCCCCGCUUCCGUGUCGUUGGCGGGGACAUUGAGCAAACCGAAGUCGAUAACCAUCGCGUUCCGAGGGGCUUACGGCGAGUGCCUGACGAGAAGCGGUGGAGUUCCGGCGACCUACCGGCGCCGUUCAGCUUCGGCCUACACGCUGAUGACGGGGAAGAGCUGCUGGACUACGUGGGACCGCCUGCUCAAAGGCUACGGUCUCUUCCCGAUCUGUCUCAAUUCCUCGUCGCCGGUCAGAACUCUGACGGUCUCCGGCUAUCUUCAGCUCUCAAGAAACAGGCUCUCCGGCGAGAUUCCGGCCGAGAUCGGAGCGAUGAAGAGGAUGAGCUUGAUCCACCUCGAAGAGAACAACUUCUCCGGUCGAUUGCCGCCGCAGAUUGCGGGCGUACCGCUCGUCGUGCUCAACGUAUCCAACAAUAGCUUUUCCGGCGAGAUACCGCCGGAGAUCGGCCGGAUGAAUUGCCUGGAAAGUCUGGACCUUUCGUUCAAUAAUUUCUCCGGCGAGUUCGAGGCCAGCUUGAACCGGCUCUACGACCUCCACAUCUUCAACGCCUCGUACAACCCUUUGCUCUCCGGUCAGAUCCCGAUCACGGGUCAGAUAUCGACCUUCGGGAGGGAUUCGUUCCUCGGGGAUCCGCUGGUCGAGUUUUUUGGCGGGAAACGACCGACUGGGGGAGCGCCGGCCGUCGUUGGCCGGAGGAAUGGGCUGAGAGCGGCGGCGUUUUGGCAUAUUGCUGGCCUUGGCGGUGGCGCUCUUCGCUUGCGGUCUUCUCUAUCGUCCCGUGAGUAUGGGUACACUUGCAAGGCGCCGACGAAGGCGAUGUCACAGCUCGGUGCUGCUGAUGAGCUGGCGACCGGCGAGACGACCGUUGACGAAGGAGAGGAGUGUUUGAUGGAGUGGGUGAGGAGGGUGGGCGUCGGGGGAGUGAUUGGAGAAACGAAGACGAAGGAAAGUACCGUAAGGACGGUGCAGAUGUGGGGGGUAAUGAAGAUAGCUAUGUGGUGCACCGCGGAGGCACCGCAGCUGAGGCCUGAUAUGAGGGACGUGUUGGCUCUGCUGCUCAGCGUAUCCCCUAAUUCUGAUUUCAGCAGCUGUAGCAGCGACGGCAGCAGUGAUGGCUAUCAAUUUUCUUCUUUUUGAAGCUUUGUUUUGAAAAUUUUGUAUCAAGCACAUGUAUACAUAUAUGAAUGAUGUGUAAACCAGUAGUUAGUUAGUUUGGUAGGUUCACAGGCACGUGUUUGUUAAUUUUGAAAAGAAAAAUUAUUUUUUAUUA